Messenger RNA from Coregonus sp. 'balchen', 12304 nucleotides. The record is from the annotation of a GenBank genome assembly. NCBI's taxonomy places the organism in Eukaryota, Metazoa, Chordata, Actinopteri, Salmoniformes, Salmonidae.
CAACAUUGACAGUCCUGUUGCUACCUCUUAACAGUGUGAGCUCCUCCAGAUAUCUUUGACUCAGGAAACUCAAAUUGUGGGGAUAUGACUGGUCGACAUUUGAGCAUUUACCCUUAGAAGAGGAAAAUCCCUGAUUCUCUGUUGUGACCCUUGUUCUCUUGUAGACAACAGGUAGGUGGUGCAUUAAAUAUAUAUUUUUUACUUUAUAUUUUAUCACUAGAUCAUUAGGUUUAUGGAUUGUUUUCUACCCGUGACUUGAACUAUUUGUGUAGACGACCAUGAUAGAGGAGACUUACUUGUGACCAGAACAUUGUGUCCAUUUGUACAAUUACAUUUCCAUUGGCAUACAGUUGCAUAGAAUGCAUAAUUGACCCUGCUGAAGGACUAAGAGAGCAGGUGCUCUGGCUCUCCUUUAGAGGAUAUGGCAGGAGAAUUGUUUCAGUUUUAGUAUCAGGGAGCCCCUUAGUCCAAUCCAAACUUAAAGACAUACUUCAUCCCAAAAUCAAACAAAACUAAAGUGAAAGAUUGGCACAGUUUUAUUUGAUUUAGUUGGUUUUGGAAUUAACUGAGGGUGGGCACUGUCUAAUAUUUUAAUCGGAAUAUAUUCGAUUAACUUGACGUUUAUUCCCUUGUAUUAAUGUUCUCUUUACCCUCCUGUUUUCCUCAGCUCCUCAACUAGGCAGAAUGAGAGAGAAGCUGGCUGCCAUGUCGCGAUCGCUGUGCCCCGGCUCGCAGGCCGAGUCCAACGAAGACCUAAAGACACCGAAUGGCGGCGAAGAAAAGAUGCAAAUGAAGCGCGAGAUUUCCCUCCCCAAUGGCAUCUGCCUCAUCGUGGGCAAUAUGAUUGGCUCUGGAAUCUUUGUCUCGCCUAAAGGCGUCCUCAUGCACAGCGGCUCUUACGGGCUAUCGCUAGUCAUCUGGGCUCUCGGCGGCAUCUUUUCCGUUUUCGGAGCACUGUGCUAUGCAGAGCUGGGAACCACGAUCACUAAAUCGGGCGCUAGUUACGCCUACAUCCUGGAGUCGUUUGGCGGUUUCCUAGCUUUUAUCAGGCUGUGGACGUCCAUCCUGCUCAUUGAGCCGGCCAGCCAGGCGGUCAUCUCACUGACCUUCGCCAACUACCUAGUGGAGGCAUGGUACCCCACCUGCCAGCCACCCUACGAUGCCAUCCGCCUCAUUGCUGCCGCCUGCAUCUGUAAGAGACCUGCCUCUGUUUGUUUGUUUUUACCACUAACAUUAAGUUACAAAUGAAGACUUUAUGGGCCCGAUUAAACCUAGUCCUGGACUAAAAAGCUAUUUGGCCGUGUCCUGGAAACCGUCUCUUUGGGUUUUAUCAAUUUCUAUUGGGGAUGACUAGGGUCUAGCAACAAUGACUAUUUUAGGUAAAGACUCUCAAAACAUUUCCAGAAUUGUUCCUUUGAGAGGCUUCAGAUAGAGGUGUGUGUAUUCAUGUCUGUCUAAACAUGUGAUUGUGAAGAAUAUAAUUGACUUUGCUCUAUUUCUGGAAUGAAGGGUGUUUUGGAAAGUUAUUUUUUUGUGUGUAAUGGUAGGUGGCUUUACUGUAAUAAGGCCAUAUUCAGAUAAACCACUCUCUUUAGUCACGCAAACACAUCCUCAACUCAAUGCCCAGUCAGAGCAUUAAAAUAGCCCUGCACCCACUUUGCUUUGUGUGGCUCUUGGCCGUCUGAAAUUGGCACACUGAGCUGGUAUUUAGGUUAGAGAGCAGCAAUGCCAUCAGUCAGCCACACUGUCCAGACUAGAGUUUCCCUCAGCCCAGAGACAUCUGCCACUAAUGCAAGAGAGGCUGACAGCCAGCAUGAAUGAGCUGCGAUCUGGGUCUGUGGAUCAUUAACCUAGUAACUACAGUGCUAGGUUAGGCCCAGUGCAGUAGCUCAUAUAAUGGUUAUUAGUAGGGCACUGAGUUUCUCCUGGUCAGGACACAUAAUUAGGAAAACUCUGGGCCCUAGAUUGGUUUGACUAAAGUUUGGUUUCUCCUCGCAUGCACACGCACACACACACACACACACACGCUUCACUCAUCAUUAUGGAGCGAGAGAGAUAGACACACACAUGCCAUUAUUUUGUAUCCGCUAGUAGUUUACCAUCUGUUCCAUCUGUUUCAUAGCAGUGAAGGGAUGUGAAACGCUUGCCUUUCCAUCUGCUUCAGUUACCGUUGGUUACAGAAGAUAUACUGUGUGUGUUCUUGUCUCAGUUACACAAACAGUACAGAUUAUACUGUGACAGAGAAACUAUUUUGGGAUUUGGAAGGGGUAACUCAGGACCACACUGAUAUUACAAAAACACAAAGUUCUACUAUUCCUCUGCUUUGUCCUUUUCUCCUCUACUUUGCAUCUGUUUGCUAACGCAUAUAAUCUCUCUCACUCUCUCCUCCCUCUCUCCCUCUCUCCGCCAGGCAUGCUUAUCUUUGUAAACUGUGCCUAUGUGAAGUGGGGCACCAUGGUCCAGGAUCUGUUCACCUACGCCAAGCUCAUGUCACUAAUCCUCAUCAUCAUUAUAGGUAUCAUGAAGAUAGCCAAAGGUACGAGAGAUUGUGAUGUGGAGGGGAUAUGGGCGGAAGAUUUAAAAGGAUAGUUCCCUUUUUAUUUUUUGCUUAUUGUAGACUUCCUCCAUGCUGUUUUUAAAAUUGUUAGCUAGCUUGUUAUUUAGCAACGUCCACAAGAAUCUGGCUAACAUUUUGGGGAAAUGUAGCACUGCUAGCGGAAUGGCUGCUUCCGUUAGCAGCCAUUUUAAAGGAUGGGGAAAGUGAGGGAGGGCGUCCCUUUUUGUGGAAGGGAGAGCCCUUUUCCCAUGCUUUUGAAUGCAUUGCUAACGGAAACAAUCCCUUUUCACUAGCACUGCUACAUUCUUGAAACGAUACCUUAGGGAAUUCGACGACAAGAUUAUUAACAUCCCUUAAAAGGGGAAAUCUGCAGUACAAACAAUAACAAAGCAAUUUACCCAGCCACAGUUUUGGUAAAAACUGAGGGAUGAGGCUGGAGAAAUGUAACCCCUCUCAAAUUCAUAGACAAAGCUAUGGUUACAAGGACUGACUAUGCAUGAUAUCAAAAGUAUACUUUUGAGGCUAUUUAGUGUUUGUUUACAAUUAUAUUAUUUACAAACAAUAUAGUAAAAUAUGCUUAUAUUUGGGGUUCUGAGGGGGUACAACAGUUGAACUAAGCUCAUGAGGCAUUUAGAAGAUACUGUAUAUAAGGAAUCACUGGGUAUACUGUAUAUAAUAAAUACAAAAAAAUGCUAAAUAUUAUGCCCCAAUCGCAGAUGGCCCCUUUGAAUGUUCAGAGUGACAAGGAAAAAAUAUAAAGAUAUGUAAUAGAAGGGAUUAAUGUUACCUUUCUCUUUCUCUCCAUCUCUCCCUCCUGCCUGUAGGAGAAACCCAGAACUUUCAGAAUCCGUUUGAGGGUUCCUCCAUGGAGCCUGGGCCUAUAGCUCUGGCCCUCUACUCAGCUCUGUUCUCCUAUUCUGGCUGGGACACACUCAACUUUGUCACAGAGGAGAUCCAAAACCCAGAGAGGUAAUCUCCCUGUUUUCACAUUCUUUUAUAAGGGGCCAUACAUUCUCAUGACAAGUCUUACAAGGCAUUAGAAAUGCAUGCUUUUGUUGGUUUUUUAGUUGAUCGGAUCUGUCUUAGCCCAGAGAGUGGUAGACUUGUUAGCAGGCUUUUAUACACACAACAAAGGAUCUAUCUCCUCUCUUACACUCUCAUAGCCUUCGCCCAUUAUAAACUCAAACAUAUUUCAGACUGUACUGUAUCACUGUACUCAUGCCUGAUUUAAAUCGAGUCCAGCCCAUAUUCAAAGUAGCUGCGUCAGUAGUGUCAUCCCCAAUCAGCCACGCCCCCUUCACCCAACACGUUCUGCCUUUUAGAGCAAAGACAACAUCACUAUUCAUGAUUGGACUGUAUAUUUGGAUGGUGGUACAAUGAUUACGCACUAGGGGUAAAAUGGGAGCCAAGCUCAAGGCCUAAUUUGGCAUGGUGUUGAAGAAAGGACAAGGUUGCCUCUUGAAUAGAGACACAUGUUAAAGAGCAUUGGGUUUAUUUAUAGAUGGGUCUAUUGUACAAGAGUCCGAAAAAUGUUGUUCAGGGAACCUUUAUAAUGAUAAUGGAUAAUAAACAUUUGUGUGUUUACGAAGUAAUGUAAAUGGCCUCAUCCACUAUCAUAGAUUUGUUUUCGCUGACCUAUUGACCGCUUUGAUUUCUCUGUUGCUAUAGGAACCUGCCUCUGGCCAUUGCUAUCUCCAUGCCUAUAGUGACCAUCAUCUACCUUCUGACCAAUGUGGCCUACUACGUGGCUCUGGACAUGCCCUCUCUACUAGCCAGUGACGCUGUCGCCGUGGUGAGACCCCUGACGCCACAUGCUAAAAAUAGUGCCAAAUAUGUGGCUGUUAAGAUCAUGUGACAUGUCUUUCAGCAUCUGUGUUCUGCGUUGUUAGACAGUACUAUAGGACAAUAUAUCAGAUAAACUGAGAUGACCCUUUUAUUAAUUUCAGGAAAUGUACACUACCAGUCAAAAGUUUGGACACACCUACUCAUUCAAGGGUUUUUCUUUAUUUUUACUAUUUUCUACAUUGUAGAAUAAUAGUGAAGACAACAAAACUAUGAAAUAACACAUAUGGAAUCAUGUAGUAACCAAAAAAGUAUUUUAUAUUUGAGAUUCUUCAAAUAGCCACCCUUUGCCUUGAUGACAGCUUUGCACACUCUUGGCAUUCUCUCAACCAGCUUCAUGAGGUAGUCACCUGGAAUCCAUUUCAAUUAACAGGUGUGCCUUUUUAAAAGUUAAUUUGUGGAAUUUAUUUCCUUCUUAAUGUGUUUGAGCCAAUCAGUUGUGUUGUGACAAGGUAGGGGGGGUAUACAGAAGAUAGCCCUACUUGGUAAAAGACCAAGUAAUAUUAUGUCAAGAACAGCUCAAAUAAGCAAAGAGAAACGACAGUCCAUCAUUACUUGAAGACAUGAAGGUCAGUCAAUAUGGAACAUUUCAAUAACUUUUAAAGUUUCUUGAAGUGCAGUCGCAAAAACCAUCAAGCGCUAUGAUGAAACUGGCUCUCAUGAGGACCGCCACAGGAAUGGAAGACCCAGAGUUACCUCUGCUGCAGAGGAUAAAUUCAUUAGAGUUACCAGCCUCAGAAAUUGCAGCCCAAAUAAAUGCUUCACAGAGUUCAAGUAACGUACACAUCUCAACAUCAACUGUUCAGAGGGGACUGUGUGAAUCAGCCUUCAUGGUCGAAUUGCUGCACUACUAAAGGACACCAAUAAGAAGAAGAGACCUGAUUGGGACAAGAAACGAGCGAUGGACAUUAGACCAGUGGAAAUCUGUCCUUUGGUCUGGAGUCCAAAUUGGAGAUUUUUGGUUCCAACCGCCGUGUCUUUGUGAGAUGCAGUGUGGGUGAAUGGAUGAUCUCCGCAUGUGUAGUUCCCACCGUAAAGCAUGGAGGAGGUGUUAUGCUGUGAGGGUGCUUUGCUGGUGAUACUGUCUGUGAUUUAUUUAGAAAUGAAGGCACACUUAACCAGCAUGGCUACCACAGCAUUCUGCAGCGAUACGCCAUCCCAUCUGGUUUGGGCUUAGUGGGACUGUCAUUUGUUUUUCAACAGGACAAUGACCCAACACACCUCCAGGUCGGUAUAAUGGCUAUUUUACCAAGAAGGAGAGUGAUGGAGUGCUGCAUCAGAUGACCUGGCCUCCACAAUCCCACGACCUCAACCCAAUUGAGAUGGUUUGGGAUGAGUCGGAUGGCAGAGUGAAGGAAAAGCAGCCAUCAAGUGCUAAGCAUGUGGGAACUCCUUCAAGACUGUUGGAAAAUCAUUCCAGCUGAAGCUGGUUGAGAGAAUGCCAAGAGUGUGCAAAGCUGUAAUAAAGAAAAACCCUUGAAUGAGUAGGUGUGUCCAAACUUUUGACUGGUAAUGUAGUUAUUUUACUAGAAGACAUGUUGCUGCAUGCAACAUAAGUGAUAGUAUUCUGAAUUCUACGGUGUAUUUUAAAUAUAAUAAUUAUAUACCUUUGAUAAUAUUACUGAACACAAAUAUAAAUGCAACAUGCAACAAGAUUUUACUGAGUUACAGUUCAUAUAAGGAAAUUAGUCAAUUGAAAUAAAUUCAUAAGGCCCUAAUCUAUUGAUUUCACAUGACUGGGAAUACAGAUAUGCAUCUGUUGGUCACAGAUACCUUUAAAAAAAAUGGACCUCACAAUGGGCCUCAGGAUCUCCUCACGGUAUCUCUGUGCAUUCAAAUUGCCAUUGAUUAAAUGCAAUUGUGUUCAUUGUCCGUAGCUUAUGCCUGCCCAUACCAUAACCCCACCCACCAUGGGGCACUCUGUUCACAACGUUGACAUCAGCAAAUCACUCGCCCACACGACGCCAUACACGUGGCCUGCGGUUUUGAGGCCAGUUGAACGUACUGCUAAAUUCUCUAAAACGAGAGGUCUGCUGAGCUCAAACUUGAACGUUGUGAAAAUUCUGUGCAACCUCCAGCGUGCGUUUACUGUGAACACUGAGGCUGUACCCGCUUUAGGUUACAGUUAAAGACAGUGGUCAAGUAGGCUACUGUGGAGAUCAUAAUGUAGGCCUACCAUCAAAAAACAAUGGAGAAAAUGCUUCCCAUAACAUUUUAACAUGGAAAUAGCUAUUUUAUCAUUCAGCCUACAGUAGCAGCCAAUGAGUGAUGUUCAAUGUAGGACUACAUUCCAUGACGCUUUUGAAAAAAACAUGCAGGGCUUAACAUUAACCUGUUUAUCCACUUGUCCUUCAGACAAGGAGGUGACUGAAAAUGUUGUGUUGUUUGAUGCAAGAAACCACUUUACAAAAUAAAAUGUUAUUCCCAUACCAUUAUUACAGAGAAUCAGAUAAAUUAUGCUACCCUCUGCUUAUUGGCUACUUAGCUUAUUCAAGCCUGUCUCAAAAUACAACACUGCCCUUUAAGACAAAAAAAAGCUAUAUAUCCGACUGGCUUUUCAAAGAAGCAAUCAUUCCCCCAUUGCUGACUACAAAUGAUCUACAACUGGGCUAAUAACUCACUAACUAGCAAAGGAUAUGAACAAGUGCACAUGUGGGCACAUGCAACUCUCACUUUGAUCUCAAAACAAGCGCAUCUACUCACGACCGCACAGAUCCGUUAUGGCAAUGGUCUAUUUGCAUAUAGGCCUACUGCAGCUCUGAUUGGUUAUGCCGCUCCGGUCUGUGUAGAUGACGGGCGGAGUCAUGCGUGUCAAUGCAAUAGAAUCCUACUCCGAUGCAUUCUGCCUACAACAAAAUCUCUUGCAUAGUUAGUUUUGCAUAGUAAGUCUUGCAUAGCUAGUUUUGUUUCGGUAAGUUGCAUACAAAGUGGCUAAUAUUGCGUUGUUUCGAUCACAAUUCCCACAGUAAAGGGAAACGUUGAUAGUGUUAACUAAGGGUGGAAAAUCUAGAAAGUUGAGUGAAGUUCAAUCUCGUGCUUCUCUGUGCGGGCUGAUAUUUCUUCUGCGCGGUAGUCCCGGGGAGCUGCACGCCGGCUUUCAGCUUAGAGGGAACAUUGGUUUGAUGUGGCUUAUGGUAGAGAAAUUAACAUUAAAUUAUCUGGCAACAGCUCUGGUGGACAUUCCUGCAUUCACCAUGCCAAUUGCACGUUCCCUCAAAACUUAAAUUAUCUGGCAACAGCUCUGGUGGACAUUCCUGCAGUCACCAUGCCAAUUGCACGCUCCCUCAAAACUUGAGACAUCUGCAGCAUUGUGUUGUGUGACAAAACUGCACAUUUUAGAGUGGCCUUUUAUUGUCCCCAGCACAAAGUGCACCUGUUUAAUGAUCAUGCUGUUUAAUCAGCUUCUUAAUAUGCCACACCUGUCAGGUGGAUGGAUUAUCUUGGCAAAGGAGAAAUGCUCACUAACAGGGAUGUGAACAAAUUUGUGCACACAAUUUGAGAGAAAUAAGCUUUUUGUGCGUCUGGCCCCGUGUAGCUCAGUUGGUAGAGCAUGGCGCUUGCAAUGCCAGGGUUGUGGGUUCGAUUCCCACGGGGGGCCAGUAUGAAAAUGUAUGCACUCACUAACUGUAAGUCGCUCUGGAUAAGAUCGUCUGCUAAAUGACUGAAAUGUAAAUUUCUGGGAUCUUUUAUUUCAGCUCAUGAAACAUGGGACCAACACUUUAUAUGUUGCGUUUAUAUUUUUUGUUCUGUGUAUUUUACUCAACCCAUUUCGUCUAAUCCCACAGACUUUUGGAAAUGCGGUCCUGGGACCGUUCAAGUGGAUCAUUCCCAUUUCCGUGGCCAUGUCCUGCUACGGAGGACUCAACGCCUCCAUCAUCGCUGCCUCCAGGUACUGACCACAUUUAAAGAGAGAGUUCACUUUUUUGAAGCUUUAGCUUUUUUUAAAAUUGAUCUAAGGUGUUGUUGUUUCAUCAAAAUAUAUUUUAAAGUUUGUUAGAUGGUUAUUUAGCAACCAACGUCAACAAUCACCCGGCUAGCAUAAUUGGAGCAUGUAGCAUGCUAGUGAAAAUGUAUUGAACUAGUUAGUGGUCAUGGAAAGCCAGAGCUUUAUCCCUUCAGUGACUGGCAAUGGACGUUAUCUGAGAUAUUUGAAUGUCCUACAAUCAACUUGUGGUUAGAUCACUUCAGAUAUUAAAAUCAAGUUUUAGGUCUGAAGCGCUGAAACCAUUUCCUUGCGGCUGCUGUAUGCCCUGUCCAGGUUGUUUUUCGUGGGGGCGAGAGAGGGACACCUUCCAAACAGUCUGAGUAUGAUCCAGGCGGAGCGCUACACACCUGUGCCCGCCCUCAUAUUCAACGUGAGUGACAUCACAUCUCAGAGCAUAAUGCUCUCUUUUGAUAUCGACUGUAUAGUAUAUCUCUUAGGUCACAAGUGCGUGCCAUGGCAACCCAAAAGGAAUCUAUGAUCUAUCUUUAAAAGUCUAUGGCGCAUUCAGAUCAGACCCACAGUAGAACGUCACUGAUCCCUGGGUUGUGUGUUCUUGCAGGGGUUGAUGGGCUUGAUCUUCCUGUGUGUGGAGGACGUGUUCCAGCUCAUCAACUACUUCAGCUUCAGCUACUGGCUCUACGUGGGCCUGUCUGUGGCCGGCCUCAUCUAUCUGCGCUUCACUCAGCCAGACAGACACAGACCCGUUAAGGUAAUGUUAACAAGAUUGGUGUCUGAGUUUGUGUGUUUGAUUGACUUGUCUCUCUCUCUUUUUAUUUCUGUCUCACACACAUACAGAUGAGAGAGGGAUGCCAAUGGAUGAGUAAACUUGCAUCUGCAUAGUUGUGUAUAAUCACCAUAGUUUGACCUGCUGUAUCCUGGCUAACCAUUGGCUCCUCUCCACAGCUCUCCCUGUUCUUUCCCUUCGUUUACUGCCUGUGCAGUCUGUUCCUGGUCAUCGUCCCUCUAUACGGAGACACCAUUAACUCCCUCAUAGGGAUCGGCAUCGCCCUGUCUGGAGUGCCUGUCUACUACGUGGCCAUAUACCUGCCUGAAGACAGGAGGCCCAAGUUUAUAGGCAGACUAAAUGGUAAGGAUCAGAGCUAGAGACACACAGACACAGGGCUGGUUUCCCGGAGCCAUUUUAACACUACUUCUGGACUUGAAAGCAUGCUAAAUGGAAUUAUUUUUUUGAAAGUGCUUUUUAGUCCAGGAGUUUGUCAAACCGUCCCCAAUUUUUGCAGAACAUUACUGUAACAUAUUCAUAUGCAUUAUAGCUAGAAAGUAACUGUCUUGGAAGUUUUGUGAUUUUCAAUUCUAAUUCUGCCAUUUCAUGUAUGAAGAAAUAUGAUUUCAAUGUGUGUAGCAGACUGGUGUGUCCACACAUUUUCAUGUGUUGAGGAUUCAUAUGUUUAAGAGUGAAAAGUGUGACCGAAAAAUCUAAAGAUGUGGUAUCUUUUUAGAAGCAUGUUAGUAAAAGGUGCUAAGGUGGAAGUCUGUAGGAACGCCUGAGUUUAUUGGGUGGUUGAUAAACAAAAGUGCCACUGUAGGCAAGAGACAGUUAGAUAUACACUGAGUGUACAAAACAUUAGGAACACCUUCCUAAUAUUGAGUUGCACCCCAUUUUCCCCUCAGAACAUCCUCAAUUCGCCAGGGCAUGGACUCUACAAGGUGUCGAAAGCGUUCCACAGGGAUGCUGGCACAUGUUGAGUCCAAUGCUUCCCACAGUUGUGUCAAGUUUGCUGGAUGUCCUUUGGGUGGUGGACCAUUCUUGAUGCACACGGGAAACUGUUGAGCAUGAAAAACCCAGCAGCGUUUCAGUUCUUGACACACUCAAACCGGUGCACCUGGCACCUAAUACCAUACCCUGUAAGGGUUGGUGUGAGGUGUGACCCAGGUACGGUACAGGAUAGACAGUAGGCAAGGAUGGUGAAACAAGGAUCUUUACUGGUGGUCCAAAAGCCAGGAUACAAAAUAAUGGACUAUUCACAAAAACAAAUGAGGAGCACAUAGGUCUCCAAACAACAGACUGACAACAAACAAUACAAAAUACUAACUCUGACUGGAAAAACACAAUGACACAGGGAGAACACUUCUCGAGUACCUGUAACUCCGUCACGUGAUCCAACACUGAGACGUACUGCUUGACAUCAAGGAACUAGCAGAGACAACUGAGCAAGGGAACACAGGGAAGUGAGGGCAUAAAUACACAGGUGAAUCAGAUAGCCACAGGUGACACCAAUAGGCAGAUAAUUAGUCCCAACUGUGAGUGAGGAGGUGCCUAUGGUUGUCGGAGGAUGACCCCUAGUGGGUCGCUCCGGAACUGCGACCCACUCCUGUAGCAAUACCCCGUUCAAAGUCACUUAUAUAUUUUGUCUUGCCCAUUCACCCUCUGAAUGGCACACAUACACAAUACAUGUCUCAAUUGUCUCAAGGCUUGAAAAUCCUUAUUUAACCUGUCUCCUCCCCUUCAUCUACACUGAUUGAAGUGGAUUUAAUAGGUGACAUCAAUAAGGGAUCAUAGCUUACACCUGGAUUCACCUGGUCAUUCUAUGUCAUGGAAAGAGCAGGUGUCCUUAAUGUUUUGUACACUCAGUGUAUUUACUAUUCACGGUGACGGAAAGGAUAAAUUACUCCUUUUGGGGUUUUAAGAAGGUUAUCGUCACUGUAGCAACCACAGUUAUGUCUGUUGUUACAAAUUGAUUGUUGUGCAUCCUAUCCAUGUUGACCUCUGAACAACAAGUCCUCAGUGAGUGUAAUUUGAUUAGACUGUUUUUAGACUCAGUGGUUUGUUUUUGGCUGUGGAUCUGGGGACUAGGAGUAUAUCAUAAAAUGUGGUUCAGUGAUGUGCCAUGUUUGUCAGUCCACAAUGUCACACUCUGUCCCUGAGCUGUGCUUAUCAAGCCCCAAUGUGACUUAGUCUGGUGUAUCACAUUAAAGAAACCACAUAUAUCAAAAUGUAUUUUGGCUUUCCCAACAUAAACUCUGACUGACCUCUUGUUUACAUCUCUCGCUCUCUCUCUCUAUCUGUCUCUCUCCCCCCUCCCUUUUCUUGCCAGCUUGGGUCACCAAAUACACCCAGAUCAUGUUGUACUGCUGUCUGACUGAACUUGAUGUGGAGCCAGAGAAGCUAGCAGACAGCAAAACUCAGUGAGGAGGCCUGGUGGCCCCCCACUCCUCCAUGCCACGCAUGAUGCACAUGCCUGGAACACGAAACCUGACUGAACCGUGCGUGGACAAAGGCUGCACUGAAGGGUUGGCUGGAGGGGGCUCGAUGCUUGUACCACAUUGCAUUCUCAAAGGCUUUCCAUGUCUUGAGGACAAAAGAGGAGCUGGUACUUGAUCAUGUGCGAAGAAACUGAUAACUGUGGGAUUAUUCAAUUUUUUUUGUAAACAUAUUAUAUUUUCCUAUAAGAGUAUGACUGCUCAUUAUGUAAUAUGCUCAUUGUAAUAUAAUGUAAUGUCCUUACCCAUGUUCUUCUUCAAGUGUUUAUACCUUAAUGUUCCUCUAAGAGGUUUACCUGGUUAUUUCUAUGGAUAGCACUUACAGUACAUGUCCUACAGAUCUGACAGUCAACAGUCCUUGGCUUGUGUCUUUUUCUGCUGAGUCACUGAGUCACUUUAUGCUGAGUCACUAAGUGGGGGUCUAACAAUGUUAUGACUUACAAAACAUGGCCGAAUGGACCAAUCGGUAUGCUGUAAAUUACAUACAGUAGCACUAAUCACAUAACACAUGCAUUAAUUACAAUAUGAGCUCUCAAACAGGGAUUUGGUUAUUAAUGUGUUUUGUUUUUAAUUGCUCAAUGAUUAUAUUUUAAUGUGCUACUACCUAAAACUUUUGUAGCCUACCAUUUUAUUUAGCUAGGCUUGGGCCCAAUGCAACCCAUUUUUAUCUAAUUUCAAAUAAUUUCUGGGUAACAAUU